GUAAUUUGAGUAUUUACGUAAACGAAAUGUUCAUUUGAGAGGCUGGGCUUAAUUGUGAUUACAAGACCCUGGUCCGACCACGCGUUAAGUAGGGGGAAGCCGCUGAGUGACAAGUUCUAUGAAGAUAACACAGGCAUUGGAAAUGAAGAUGGCAUCACCCUUGUCAAAUGAUGAGGAAGUGGCCACACAGAAGUUCUUGGAACUUGUGAACAAGGCUCGCAACAGGAAGGGAGCUGGUCCUAUCACGUGGAAAACUGCUGUCAAGUUCCUCAUGGCUCGCAAGUUUGAUGUGGAUAGGGCACUGACGCUUUACGAGCAGCACGAACGGACACGGCUGAUGGAAAACCUGACUGACUUUCACCCCCAUGAAGACCCGCUGAAAAGUGAACUCGAGAUGAAAAAGUUCACUCUGUUGCCGGUGCGGGACAGCUGCGGCGCCUCGAUCGCCCUGUUUACGGCCCGGCUGCACAACCCGCACCUCUCCACCCACAAGGACACGCUGCAGGGCAUCGUGUACCAGUUGGACGUGGCCAUGGAGAACAUCGACGCCCAGCGCAACGGCCUCGUCUUCAUCUACGACAUGUCCGACUCUAAAUACUCCAACUUUGAUUACGACCUCAGUCAGAAGAUACUCAACCUUCUCAAGGGCGGCUACCCGGCGCGACUGAAGAAAGUGCUGAUCGUGACGGCGCCGCUCUGGUUCCGCGCGCCCUUCAAGAUCCUGCGCCUGUUCGUGCGUGAGAAGCUCCGCGACCGAGUGUGGACUGUCAGCAGGCCUCAGUUGUCGCUGCACAUAGCUCGCGAGUCGCUGCCGGUGCAGUUUGGCGGAACGCUGCACGCCGACCAUGCCCAGUGGCUGCGCGAAUGCCACAUGUCGAUGAGUAACAGGACGGAUGGUGACCUCUGCGACAUCAGCCUCACCCAGCUGGACUGCGAGCGGGUCGGCAUGACGGUGGACGAUGUGGCCAACGCCAACUCGUCGGCGGAGGCGAGCGGCGCCAGCGAGGUGUCAGAGGCGUCCUUCUCGUCGGACGGCGACGGCAACGUGCGACGAGCGGCCGCCACGCCGCCGCCGGCCGGCUCGCACUCGCCGGAGCCGGCCGCCUGCUCCGAGAGCUCCGGCUUCUCGGACGAUGACUCGCUGCACAUGGACGACGGCCGCGGCGCCACGCUGCAGGAGCUGCUCGGCCAGCUGGAGGCCAAGGGGCGCAGGCAGCUGUACGACGACUACUGGGAGAUCAAGGCCCAGGCGCCGGCCGGCACCUUCAACCACUCCAUGGUACCGGCCAACCGCGGCAAGAACCGGUACAGCGACGUGCUGUGCUACGACCAUAGCCGGGUCACGCUCUCCCAGGUCGACGACGACCCCAACUCGGACUACAUCAACGCCAACUACGUAGACGGCUACAAGCAGAAGAACGCCUUCAUCUCGUCCCAAGGUCCGAUUCCGGGUACGUUCGCCGACUUCUGGCGGAUGGUGUGGGAGCAGCGCGUGCUGCUGAUCGUCAUGACCACGCGGCUGGUGGAGCAGGGCCGCACCAAGUGCGGCCGGUACUGGCCGCUCGAGCUCGGCCACGAGACGCGCCACGGCUUCUUCACCAUCGAGAACCUGGGCGUCACGCAGGAGGACUGCUACAACGUCAGCCAGCUGCUGCUGACGGACACGCGCUCGUCGCAGACGCGCCAGGUGACGCACUUCCUCUUCACGGCGUGGCCCGACUACAACGUGCCGCACUCGGCGGACGCCAUGCUGCGCUUCCUGGCGGCCGUGCGCCAGACGCAGGAGCGGCGCCUGGCCGAGCUCAGCCCGUCCUGGAGCGGCCACCCGCUCGGCCCGCCCAUACUGGUGCACUGCAGCGCCGGCAUCGGACGCACAGGCACGUUCUGCACGCUGGACAUCUGCAUCCGCCGGCUGGAGGACGUGGGCACGGUGGAUGUGCAGGGCACCGUGGAGAAGGUGCGCUCCCAGCGGGCGCACAGCAUCCAGAUGCCCGACCAGUUUGUGUUCUGCCACACGGCGUUGGCCGACUACGCGGUGUCGCGCGGCUACCUGACGGCCGAGGAGGUGGCCGCCGUCCAGCUGCUGGCCGAGCGUUCCGCCGCCGACUCCGACUGAGGCGGCACCGGGUACGCC
Molecule: messenger RNA, 2134 nt
Organism: Pollicipes pollicipes
Lineage: Eukaryota; Metazoa; Arthropoda; Thecostraca; Pollicipedomorpha; Pollicipedidae
Product: tyrosine-protein phosphatase non-receptor type 9
Exons: 13
Coding region: 119-2116 (665 amino acids)
Biological process (GO): protein dephosphorylation
Molecular function (GO): protein tyrosine phosphatase activity
Source: RefSeq, a predicted model, not a curated record